UUUAUCGACAUCUAAAUGUAAUUUUCUAGAGGAUUGCCCAUCCCAAUAUAUAAUGGCAAAUUAAGGCAAGCCCCAAAGUUUAAAUAAAAGCCAACUAAAGAUCAGAUUAGGCCCAGUUGACGUUGGAACUUCACACGAAGCCCAAUUUAGACAAUGGUGAGGGAAAAGCAUGCACUUCGGCCCAAAAACUGGUUCAUCUCCAACUUAAAGAACUAUUUGGAGGAGACCACAGUCCACGGUUUCCGAUACGUUGUCACGGGCAUCAAUGCAGCCGAGCGCUUCUUUUGGAUCCUGUGUAUCGCUCUAGGGUUCAGCGGUGCUUUUCACAUGGUGAACAGGUCCCUAGAGGAAGGCAGAAAUAAUCCCAUUGUGACCACCAUCGACACUAUUCCAAUCACAAGGGUGCCCUUUCCAGCUGUUUCUAUUGACGCGGUAGAGUACUUGAACCCAUGGGGAUUUAUAACAAAGCUAUAUAACCAAGUGGACUUUGAAUGUUACAAGAACUUCAAAAAUUGCACCCAUGCUCAAGCAGUUCGCAAAGACUUUCGACCUGUGAUCGAGGCCGUGAUCCGUUCUUUGAUUCGAAACGUUCAAGAUGAUUUGAAAGAUUGUACACUCGUGGAUCUGGAGCGCUAUAUUUAUAACAAACAAAUAUUAAGAAAGGGACUUCAUAAGAUAUAUAGCUCAUCCGUUGCCAUUCUAGCCGCACUAAAGAUGAUUAAUCCACGUGGUUUUAACGAAGCCAAAGCCGAAGUUAUUAGCCUUGGAGUGGACUCCUUUGCUAAAUAUAAUGUUCAGAAAUAUGCUUCACACUUUGGGAAGCCUUUUCAUGACAUGCUGGAGGCCAAAAGAGAGAAAUAUAACAUCACGCAAGCAAUGGUGGACCAAUGCACCCCUGGACCUGAAUCUAACACAACUUGUUCCAAGUCCCUUUUCACGGCGCACUUAACCCUGUAUCCUCCAAUAGAUGUUCAUGGAAUUCCUUACUACCGAAUGGGAUUCGGCGACUUUCUUAAGGAGUUUAUCACGCCUGUCGUUGUAAACAAUGUUGUUAAGGGUGAAAAGGAGUUCUUGGGGAGAAAAUAUCCACCCAAGCAUGAGCUUGAACUCAACGACCUUUUUACUCAGGCCUUGUCACUUAACUCAGAUGAGGAGAUGGUAAUGUCUCCGUUCGAAAUGACGUAUGCCGUGAGCCCUAGAAUUCAAGAAUUUAAAGACGACUACAUUCAGGUUCCGCGACUCCAAGCCAAAUAUGAUUGCAACGAAAUAGACUAUUUCAGAACGUGGGAAGCCUGGACAAGAAAACAUAAGUCAAAGCAUCCCUCAACAAGUCCCCCUUGCACCAACGCCACAGAGGCUAAAAGGAAUCAUAUCCAAGGAUGUUGCCGCCUUCGAGAGGAGCUUCAGUCAAGGAUGUCCACCAUUCUGAAGGUCAUGAGCUACGCCAUUCAACCUCCCAGUUUGUUUACCCCCAUCAAUGAGUUAAAGCAAUUUCAAGCUGAGGCCGAGAAAGCAUUUCCAUAUCCUCUACUGGACAGCAAUAGCUUGAUGGCCAAACUCAAUCUAGCUCCAAGGAUACUUGAAUGCCAGUUUAACAAGUAUCCCUCUGCGGAAUACAGGUGGGAGGAAUGCAACUGGUUCGGACGUGAGUUUAACGAUGAAGGCUUGGGCUACUCAUUUAACACUGGUCCCUUUUGGGAUCGACAUAGCCGUAACGAGUUCAUGGAUCUUUUCUAUAACAUCAUGUUCCCGGAUGAGCGAUUCAAUUGGAGUACGAUCGCACAUCCGGUCAGCAGCGGUCGAGAUUACGGUUUGAAAUUGUCCUUAAGGCUGAGUGACUACCAAGGCUCAACCGAUGGUCAAAGGGGUACAAGUCGUCGAAUCAACUCAUUCAAAAUAGCCGUUCAUGACCCAUCCACCCCUGCCAAUUUUCGGUCCGGAGGGGUUGAAAUCAAGCCCGGGUACCUCUCCUCGUUUCUAAUUACUCCCGUUCAAACCGUGACCACCAAGGCUGCUCUAGCUCUGGAAGCCAGUCAACGAUCCUGUCGGUCGAAGACCGAAAAUCACGGGAUGAAAAUCUUCAAGAUGUAUUCACAGGAGGCUUGUGUCUUGGAAUGUAAGAUCACUUAUGGGUCGACGGAAUGCGGUUGUGUUCCAUGGAACUAUCCGCGAAGGCCGGAGCACAAGACGGUGUGCGAUUUCCAAGGAAGUACAUGCUUUGAGGCCAUCAUGAGAACAACCGACACUGUUGAAGCUUGUGAUUGCCCUUUGGGGUGUGAUCAUAUUAGGUACUCAAUAUCGGUGUCCUCUACCUUAUUGGACAAAGACGAACUGUGUGGAAAGAAGCCCAAGCACACGAUCUUUGGACAUAUGGAUCGAGCUCCACCCAACAAGUUGAAACGGACUUAUUUACGAAGAGUGGAAGGAGACAAAACCGAUACGGAUCAAGUUUGUCGAGACAAUGUGGCCAGUACUGCCAUGGUCCAGUUCCAAAUUACCAAUCAGCAAAUGACCAGAACCAAGCGAGAUGUGCGUGUGACCUUGGCUGAUGCGAUUUCCUCUUUUGGUGGAACAGUGAGCUUGUUCACGGGCAUGAGCAUCCUGAGUGUCCUGGAAAUACUCUUCUGGCUUCUGAGGUUGGUGUCUGGUCACCGUUCCACGACAAACGCUUGACGUGGAAACUCCAAGCUAAGACCCCUCUGCUCCUCCGUCACCGAUUUGUCAUACUUCUUGUGGAAAUGACUCUUUGAUGACGCCAUAAAGAUGACGCAGAGGAAAGCCAGAUCAAUUUAAAACGACUUUAAGCUUUAAUAAUACAUCCAUUUACCUCUGUGAGACCUGAGAAUCCCCCACCUUCGUCAAUGGAAGGGGUCAGACCCACAGGUGUUCUCAUGACUUUACCUUUUUGAGAGAUAAUCUCUAAUUUCUCACACCGUCACUUUCGGGAGAUCCCUACUUUGUAGUAGAUGCAAUGCACUAUGUACGAGUAUGUAGAGCUUCGUCGAAGAACGCCGAAGAGUGAAGCUCUCAUAGAGUUCGUCCUUUUCUCCCCAAUGAAUCCUUCGUUUCCCAGAGUCAUAAUUUCCUUAUUAUAGUCAUUCUUGGCCCCCGAGGCGAUUUGAACCUGGCACAUUAUACUCCAAUAGUUUAUGACGGGAUCAACGAAACUUGGAGGGCCAGGUCACUUCUUCUAUGUAGUACUGAAGAACAACUUCUUCGUCUACAGUACGUAUUUAGUACUCGUGGGUGACAGAUUGCAUGGGAAGGCUGUCAAAAUCCAGGAUCUCCUCAGAUUCCUCCUUUACUUCAAUCAUAAUCUCCUUGAUUGGUGGAAGGGCAGACUUCCCAUUGGUUCUCGAGUCCACCAGACACUAUUUGAAGGAUCCAGCUCACCUGUGUCUAUCUCAAAAGUGUGAGAACCUAAAAAUGUCGUAAAGUAUUCACUCGUUAAGGUAAUUAAAGCGGUCCAGCCUCUCUUUUCAAGCCAGAUUUUGCCCAUCAACUUCCAAUGCUUAUCAAGAACUGCAAGUCAAGGUAAACCACUGAGCGAAAACGCUCUGACCAAGGACGUUCCUUGAGUCUGGUGAUGGGAUUGGGGUCGUCUGGAAUUUUCUCAGUGAGUCUAUGAUAACAAUGGAAGAGAACUGAAUCGCCUAAAUUUUGCUCUCCGUCAAGCUUUUUUGUUUCCCUACCCGAUGACCAUGCACACCCUGAUGUUGAAGAACUGUUACCAAAGUAACCCCGUCUCAACCUGGACAGGUCGACCCCCGGUCACUUUGAAACCGCAACCCAAAGAUAUGGAUCGUUUGAAUCCGAAGCUCUUUAAAUAGUUUUAUUGGUUUGUCUUUCAAGGCGCUCUUUGAACACUCAAUUUAGUUUUCAUAAAAAUAACGAAGAACUGGUGAUAACUCUGGAACCGGUCUUCCGCUCAUCGACCAUUCAUUCCGCAUCAAUACUCGACUAGGUCUAAAAACGGGAUAGCUUUAGAACGUUAGUGAUUUC
This is a messenger RNA of Tigriopus californicus, 4002 nucleotides long. RefSeq lists its product as uncharacterized. The coding region runs from base 154 to 2673 and encodes 839 amino acids. Gene Ontology annotation, biological process: sodium ion transmembrane transport. The record is from RefSeq and is a predicted model, not a curated record. Gene Ontology annotation, molecular function: ligand-gated sodium channel activity. Lineage: Eukaryota; Metazoa; Arthropoda; Copepoda; Harpacticoida; Harpacticidae. The transcript has 2 exons. Gene Ontology annotation, cellular component: membrane.